This is a messenger RNA of Penicillium atrosanguineum, 2211 nucleotides long. RefSeq lists its product as uncharacterized. The transcript has 2 exons. The coding region runs from base 1 to 2211 and encodes 736 amino acids. Lineage: Eukaryota; Fungi; Ascomycota; Eurotiomycetes; Eurotiales; Aspergillaceae. The record is from RefSeq and is a predicted model, not a curated record.
AUGGAAGACAACGAUGAUGACUACUUCUCCGAUGACUUCGAUUCCCUGCCUCCAGGUACCUUGCACCAGCUGGAGCAGAACGCCUUCCAGGCCACCCAAGCGCCUGCGACUCAACAAUAUGACCAGUCGAUCGUGAAUGAACCCGUUCAAGCUCGUCCUUCCACUCGCACGCCCGCAACAUUGAAACCGCCGCCGCGACUACACACAGGAUUGACAAAUGACUAUGAUACACUGGAGGUGGGAGAAUUGGAGGCGGAGAUCCACGACAAUGUGGACGGACAGUCCGUACUUCCACAGGACCACCAUGUUCUUAUCGCGGACAACGAGUGGUCCGCCAAUGGUGGAAUGGGCGAUGUCAUGGAGGUGGAUGAUGAGUAUGGUCAAGCAAAUGCUUACGAGCUAAACGCACGCCUGGAACAGAUCGAGCAAGAACGAGAACAAAUGCGCCGCGAGCUCGCCGAGGCCAAAAUGCUAGCAGAAACGAAAGCUGGGGAAAUCGCCAUUAUCCGGUCAAAACAGACAAGAAUGGCUGAAGAGUACGACCGGCAAUUAGUAGCGCUACGAAAGACAAUGACGGACGAGGCCACUAAACACAGGGAAGAGGUUGAGGCGGCAAUGUCAGAAGGAAAAAUGUUAGCGACAGAGAACAUCUUCCUCCAGCAUGACCUAGCCGAGGAAGCUCAUCAGCUCCGCAACUACAAGACCAAGCACCAAGCUGAGGAGAAAGCCCCGCCAAUGACCCCCAAGAAGUCCCGAGUACUACCUUUCCGCGAUGGGUUCGAUGAUGACGAGAUUGCCGCCGUUUCUCCCAGCAAAUCAGCUACACGAUCAAAGAGAGCCACACCCACAGUCCCUGGUAAACGGAAACGACAAGCAAGCGUGGAUAGCGCGCCUGCGCUUCAAUUGAGUCCGGCUGGGGAAAUGAUGAUGGUCGACGCACCAGACGACACUGCCGGGUCUUCAUUCGAAGCGGAGCAUAACUUACCAGGGAGAACCUACGGCCGUGAUCAUCAACUUAUUAAACGACUUCUCAAUCAUCGCAUGUUUCCUGGACAAGAAACCGAUCUCGAAGCAUUGACCAAAUAUUCGUUCCCCUCAGAGCCGAGUCGACCCCUAUCUAGCAUUGUCAUGGACCAGUUAGUUAAGUUAGAUCUCGACCAUUACUUGCUGGAUUACAUGUACGCCAUAGGACCUCUCUGGCAGCGAGCAUUAACAGAGCGUUUCUAUGAUCCGGUACCUCGGUUUGCGUCAAUUACCAGAUACAUCUUAAUGAUGGAUGAUGUUCCACUUCUAGACCUUAUCGCUCCUUUGGUCGGUGUGCUUCAGGAUUCUGUCGAGGUCAAUGCGGUGCCUCGUUUCCGUUAUUCUCCAGCUGCACGAGAAAAAGCCCGAGUGGUUCGACAGACACCACAAUCCGAUCUACAGCCGGUUGAUUCUACUGAGGCUCUACGCUUGCUCUAUCAUAUGGCCUGCGAACUUUUACAUGUCAAAGGCGCACUCGAGGGUCUAUGGAGGCAUAUAAGGCAUACCUUCAUCCUUGUGAUGUUGCACGGCUCCCAGCCACUGAAGGACAUCAUGCUGGUUCUGCAGCUACUGUCAACUAGUAUCCGCCCAGAUUCAUUCGGUCCUAUAAUGUCCUCUGAGCAAGAGCAAACAGACGUGCAACGAUAUAUUGUGGAUCGCCUCACCCACAUGUUGAGUGAAUCCGCGCAACCAGACGAGGGCGUGGAGCCUUACACAGCAUACGACAUUUGUGCCAUGCGGUUGGAGGUCCUGAUUUUGCUAGAGUCUCUAUCAUUCAACCCUACAGCCUCAGGCCAAGAGCACGGCAGCAGUAUCAUCGCCGCGCAUCCCAAUGCACUACCACGACUAUUCCGGUCAAUGCAUGACGAGCUAGACGCUCUAUACUCGUCUCCGCCUGAGCACAAUCUGCGAGUAGCCCUAGUCAACGGACUGAUGCGAUUGAUUUUCGGUGUGAUGCGGCGCCAUGGGCAAUUCAUUAACAUGCAAGAGAAGCUGGCCUGUGUGCCAGGAACUAAGCAAAAGCAUCUAGUGGUGCUUACCCGCCUUGCCUUCUGCGACGGGUCUGUUCUCGAGGCUGGCAUUGAUGAUGAGACUGUUGACAUGGCGCACGAGUUACUGGAGGAGUGGACGAAUCCGCAAGAAGCGGAGUCUCUGGCAGAAGCAUUCCCGAGUUCGAGGCGGGACUAA